UCACAGACGGUUGCACAGGUAUGCCCAACGUCACUGUUGUUACGGAAAGUUAUUUUAGGUGUACUUUUGAGAAAACUUACGUGGACUUUAGGGUGUAAAAACAAGUGAAGGAUGAAGGAUGUCAGUGGUUUGGGCUUUGACUGGAUCCGGACGAUGUUUUUUCUGUGCGCUCUCGUGCCGCUUCCCGCGAGCGCAGACAUCACUUGCGCUUCGUGCUCCACGCCAAUUAAAAUGCGCGGGAAUGAAGCGCUCACGCAAGUUACGCCGACUAUUAUUGUCAACCGUCAGUCUGAAAGUGUAACGGUCGGCAGCGCCCUGAAAAGCAGGAUUUGGGGUCUGGAUAGACCUCAACUUUUCACCGAAGCGAACAGAGGCUCUCCCGGGAGACAAAACACAGAGAACGCGCAUUUAUUCGGAGAGGUUCAGGCGAGCCCAACUAAAGAAAAUGACGGAAAAGUUUAUUCAACAGUAUCUUCAGGAGGAUCCAGAAAAGUAAAGCGCAGUGUGUUCUCCUCAGAGCCCGAGAAAAGUGUAAACAGCGCAGCCGCGCCUCGGUUUGACUUCAGGCGGACAGGAGGAGUUGACGGUACCGGCAGAAGUCCGAAGCAAAACGAACCACAGCUUGUCACGUCCACCUUCGCCCUCUCCGGAGAUUCUGCUCAUAAUCAGGCCAUGGUGCUGUGGUCCGGACACAACAGCAGCGUGAUCCUGAUUCUGACAAAACUGUUCGACUUUAACCUCGGAACUGUGACAGAAAGUUCACUUUGGAGGUCUGUAGAUUUUGGGACGACGUAUGAGAAGCUGGCAGACAAAGUGAUGAGCAGAACAAUGCUUAGCUAUCUGUACGUCUGUCCGACCAAUAAGAGGAAGAUCCUGAUUUUGUCCGAUCCGGAGGUGGAGAGUUGUUUACUUAUCAGUUCGGAUGAAGGCGCAACCUUUCAAAAAUACAAUAUUAACUUCUAUAUUAUGAGUCUUCUGUUUCACCCUACGCAAGAGAAUUGGAUACUGGCUUAUAGCCACGACCAGAGGCUGUACAGCUCGAUGGACUUUGGAAAGAAGUGGAUUCUUAUAAAUGAACGGGUAACACCGGGGCGAUUCUACUGUACGUGUGGAAUUUUGAUCAGGGCGCUGAGUGGUCUGGAUAAAGAAGCAGACCUGGUGCACAUCGAGGCCCGAACUGACAGUGGACAAAUGCAAUAUAUUACCUGUCGAGCACAAAAGUGUUCAGAGGAGGGUAGGCAGUAUCCAUUCAGUGGCCGAAUUGACACCAACUCCUUGGUAGUGCAGGACCAGUACAUCUUUUUACAGCUAACCACAGGAGGAAGAACUACAUACUUUGUGUCAUACCAGCGAGGGCCCUUCAGGACCAUACAGCUCCCGAAAUACUGUCUACCCAAAGACAUGCACAUUGUCAGUACAGAUGAGGGACAGGUGCUUGCAGCUGUGCAGGAGUGGAACGAAAAUGACACCUACAGCCUGUACAUCUCUGACACGCCUGGAGUCUACUUCACUCGCUCACUCCCGAACCUGCGCACAUCCCGAGGGCUUGCUGGAAACCUCAUCGUUGAUGUCUACAAGGUGGCGGGUGUUAGUGGGCUGAUCAUAGCCAAUAAGAAAGAAGACACACAAAUGAAAACAUACAUCACCUUCAACAAAGGGCAGACAUGGGCCUUACUGCAACCCCCAACGAAAGAUGCUAACGGAAAUGACAUCAAUUGCUACCUGCCAUCGUGCUCCCUGCACCUUCACCUGCAGAUGUCUGAAAACCCUUACACACCUGACACCAUCUCCACCAAACACUCCGCUCCAGGGAUUAUUGUGGCCACAGGGAACAUUGGGCCCGAGCUGUCUUUUUCUAACACAGGAAUGUUUGUCUCUUCUGAUGCUGGAAACACAUGGAGACAGAUUUUUGAAGAGGAGCACAGUGUUUGGUUUUUAGAUCACGGAGGGGCUUUAUUAGCUGUUACCCAAUCUGCUGUUCCCACUCGGCAUUUAUGGAUUAGUUUGGAUGAAGGCAGACAGUGGGAUAGACUCAGCUUUUCAUCUACUCCUCUAUUUGUUGACGGGGUUUUGAUGACUCCAGAGACCGAAAAUCACAUCAUUACAUUCUUUGGGCACUUUAGUUACCACUCCGACUGGCAGCUGAUAAAGAUUGACUACAGCUCCCUGUUCGGGCGGAAAUGCACAGACGGAGACUUUCAGACAUGGCACCUGCAUAACAAGGGCGAGGUGUGCGUGAUGGGAGAAAGACAGGUGUAUAUGAAGAGGAAGCCCGGCACACGUUGCACUCUGGGUCGAGAGUAUUCUCGAGUCAUUUCAGCUGAGCCCUGCAUCUGCACCCUUUAUGACUUUGAGUGUGAUUAUGGAUUCGAGAGGCAGGCCAGUGGAAAAUGUUCACCUGCAUUCUGGUAUGAUGUCAAUUUACCUUCACACACCUGCAGCCAUGGACAACACUUCCGCAACAGCACAGGGUACAGAAGAGUGAUGUUAAAUAACUGUCGAGAGGGUCUAAAGGAUACACUGAGUCCCAAAACGCAGCAGUGUAAACCCAUUGCACCUAAGGGUCUACUGUUGAGCACCAGCAACUCCCAGCUCACUGCUAUACUGGGAACCAAUAUCACCUUCAGAGUAACACUGCAAAAUGGUGACUCCUUGUCCACAAGUCUCCAUGUUGACUUUGGAGAUGGCACCUCCGUGUCAUACUCUAACAUCAGUCGCCUUGGUGACAGCAUCACACACACGUACCGGAUCGCUGGGAUAUUCAGGGUCACAGCACAUGCACAGAACAGCCAGGGAUCUGACAGCAAUUCAGUCUAUCUCCACAUCACCAGUCCCGUGGAGCGUGUAUUUCUCUCGGCGCCGGUUGUCGUCACCAGAGGAAGAGAGGCCAACCUGACGGCAGUGCUGUGGCCCAGUCAGCCCAGGACUGCUACCUUCUACUGGUGGUUCAAUAACAGCACAGAGCCACUGAUCACACUGGAUGGGAGCGUGUCGCACAUUUUCACUCAGGAGGGAUCUAACUCUGUCACCGUACAGGUGUCUGCCGGAGGUGCUGUCUUACAGGACGUCAAAACCAUCAUUGUCAAAGAAUUCUUUCGUUCUUUAUUGCUGUCAUUUUCUCCUAACCUGGAAGAGCACAACCCGUCUGUUGCAGAGUGGAGACAGGACGUGGGGCGCGUUGUCAGGGCAACGCUCACUCAGGUUUGUGGGUUCCCUGAGGCCCAGAUGUUGGUUUCUGUGUUUCCUGGAUCUCCAACAGCCGCUGAGCUCUUUAUCCUACCAGACAAGAACCAGUCGGCAUACAGAUCACAUGCAGAGGAACAGCUUGAUAAAAUGUCAGAGGUGCUUGUGAACGCUUUAAACCUGAACCUGAUCCAGUUUGAUUUAAAGCCGGACACGCGGGUCACUGUGUCUUUGUCCCAGCUUACUUUGGCACCCCUGGUUGACUCCACGGCACUCCCCAGUGGUUCUGCCAUGCUGUUACUGGUUUCUUUGGGUCUGCUGGGGUUGGCCAUUCUCUUCAUAUACAAGUUUAAGCGUAAGAUCCCGUGGAUCCAUGUGGAGACCGAGGACACCCAUGAGAAGGAGCCGGAGAUGAUCAGUGCCGUCGGACAGGAGAAGAACGGCACGCAUACGACAGCCACUUCUUCAUUCACACCGUGCAGCAAACACAGCGCGCACACACCGUUUCCAUCGAACCCUGGAACACUCAACAGCUUUAGCCAUCUGCCGCCUCCUAGAGAACUGAUGGAGAAAGAGCUUGAAGCUCAUAACACAGGGGGCCUUGGGGUUGGAGAAAGGCUACGAACCAGACAGAUUCCAAACUGCACCAAUGUCUAAAAUGAUGAAACGAAGACAGAUUCGAUGGUGAAAUAUCAUAAUUUUAUAGAUGUUUCAAGGAACUGACAAUUGUAUAAGAUGCGUAAUUACGGUACGUUUUCACUUUUCCUGUUAUUGUGGUGCUUAUGUAUUUUUACUAUUAUUGUGGUGUUUAAUAUUUGAGCUUGAUAAUCAAUUACUUAACAAAAAGUUACUCAAAAAAAUAUUAUUAAUUGCAGAUGUAAAUAAAAUCUAAAUCUCUAGCGAAAACUGUAGUUAUAUUACAUCAGCACUUGAGGAGUAGUUUUUCUUACAUCAGAUAAUACAAAUAUAUCUGAUCUAUAGACGGUUUUAUGGGACUCACGUGCGUUGCCGCACUUACGUGUUCGGUCCGAAGUUAACUUCCGGUCUGUGUUUGCUUAUCAGUCUAGCUAGUGGCUAAUCUUGAGACCAUUACAAAUACCUUGUUGAAAAUGUAAAAGUUUUGGUUUCCCAAAGACGAGGCGAGCAUUAGCGCUGUGUGGAUAGUGGUUUGGCAGCCAGGCAAGAAUUCAAGGAUCUGUAGCUAAUAGGGGUGUUCAUUACAGUUAAUUACGAUCCGAUACAAAAGAAAAAAAAUCACAUAAAAUCAAGCUUAUGAACGCAAAAGUUUUUUUAGUAUUUUGUGCCAAAAUGUGCAAUAGUGACAAUCCCUGAGGUAGUUUUUUUUAAAAAUAAUUAAAUUGAAAAAUAAAUAAAUAUAAAAAUUUAAGCUGUUAAAGGGACAUUACACUUUUUUGAAAAUAUGCUCAUUUUCCAGCUUCCCUAGAGUUAAACAUUUGAUUCUUACCGUUUUGAAAUCCAUUCAGCUGAUCUCCGGGUAUGAUUUGAGAAGACCAGCAAUGAUGGAAGUAAAUAAACAGCGACUUCUGUUGCAGUUUUAGGUUAAGUCACUCCAAAACUUGGCCAUUCCUUGUUUUCACCGCCGCAAAUGGAAAUAUCUAUGACACAGUUUUUUUAUCUGACGGGAGGGGUUCUGGUGGACCAAUCACAGCACUUGCGGUCCGCGUAGAACUGACGCGCUGUUAAAAUUUUUGCACGUCAGGCUACGCAAAGCUACGCACAGGCUACGGAUAGAAAUUACGCACGACUAUAAAUUGGGCUUUACGACACGAUGUAACUACAGAAGAGUCAAGUUUAAAAUAGGAAAAAUAUUGAAACUCUUUGGCAAUUUUUUUGCCCGAUGCUAAUGGUCUAAUCAGAUUCAAUGGAUUGUGCUAAGCUAUGCUAAAAGUGCAUAGAGCCAGACCCGGAGAUUAGCUGAAUGGAUUUCAAAUCGUUAAGAAUCAAAUUUUUAACUCUAGGGGAGCAUAUAAAAUGAAUAUAUUUUUAAAAAAGUGGAAUGUCCCUUUAAACUAAAACAUUUGAUCUGUCACACAAUAACAGAUCUAACAAGUACUUCAAUGAUCUCUUUUCAGGAGAUUACUAUUUAAAAAAAAAAUUGAUAAUCAAAAUGUGCAGGAGAGAAGAGAUUGUGUUUUUAAGGCACGCUCGUCUUCUGUCUCUUUCGCUGCUACAAACGCUUUGUUGCUGCAUCGCAUAUACUUGCUGAUGCUAGCAGAUAAAAAAAAUGCACGCUAUGGCAGAAGUGCAUAGAUGAACGUUAUGUCAAGUAAUAAGGACGCGGAAAGUGUAAAAAUAAAGGUACAUCAAAUCUAUUUUUAUGUGUGGCAUCGAUGCAUUGGAUUUUUAGAAAUUAAACCGAUGUAUCAAUCCAUAUUGAUGUGUUACACCCCUAGUAGCUAUUGUAUACAUACAUUUUACACAGUAACAAUAGGUCAGCGAGUAGUUGAUAUGCUUUAAUAUAAUUUGAACUAAGGUAAUUUACUUUGCUUGUUAUCAGAAAUAAUCUACUACUUCUUUGAGAAGUCUACCGGAAGUUAAGUUUGGGCCGCAAAAGUCUUUUGCUUAUGUUGUUGCCACUAAAACCGUCUAUACGAUUAUCGUUAACCAAAUUCCUUUUGUAAAUCAUUUUCUGCAUGCUCACUUGUAGAUAUAUUAAGUUAUACGUCUCUCUUUGUAAAAAGCUCACUUUUAGAUAACGAAAUCACAUAGAAGUGAUAUGUUUUUCAUACUGAAACAAUAAUAUGUAAUAAUUUGAAACAUGCUUAUUUAAAACUGUUAACUAGCUUUAUGUAUGUUUUUGAAUUUGGUAGUUAUUCUCAGAUGUAAAUAGUUAAUGAGAUAAGAGGUUAACAGAAGCAAGGUUAGGGUUUUAGAUUUGUCUACAGUAGAUAUACAUGGCACAAAUAGAGGUGGGCACUUUCAUCUGCAGAGACUCCACAGUUUAAAAGCCUCAUCUGCUGAACGUGUUCAUUUGUGCCUUGGAUGUGCAUAUUAAAAUGUCAAAACAUUCUUUCUAUAGUCUUCACAAUACUACAUUACUAGACAUAAUGUAUUACCAUGUGAACGCAUGUUUCAUUGCUGCUAUUGGCUGACAUACAAUUUUAUAUUCUACUGUAAACUCAAGGUCACUUUAA
Messenger RNA from Paramisgurnus dabryanus, 6338 nucleotides. It is a transcript of the gene sorcs3b, whose product is annotated as sortilin related VPS10 domain containing receptor 3b. NCBI's taxonomy places the organism in Eukaryota, Metazoa, Chordata, Actinopteri, Cypriniformes, Cobitidae. Gene Ontology annotation, cellular component: membrane. The record is from RefSeq and is a predicted model, not a curated record. Gene Ontology annotation, molecular function: protein binding.